Molecule: messenger RNA, 1918 nt
Organism: Penaeus indicus
Lineage: Eukaryota; Metazoa; Arthropoda; Malacostraca; Decapoda; Penaeidae
Product: lysosomal aspartic protease-like
Exons: 6
Biological process (GO): proteolysis; cell death
Cellular component (GO): lysosome
Molecular function (GO): aspartic-type endopeptidase activity
Source: RefSeq, a predicted model, not a curated record
UUUCAAGUUUAUGAAUGCGAAUGUAGAAGGCAUCAUUUUGUCAUAAAGAUCUCCUUUUUAUAUGUAUAUCUCUUUACAGUGAUUCACAACAAGUACGAUGCGACCAAGUCCUCCACAUACAAGAAGAAUGGCACAAAGUUUGACAUCCAGUAUGGGUCUGGCUCCUUGUCAGGUUAUCUUUCUACAGACACUGUAGCGGUUGGAUCAGUGUCGGUCAAGGACCAGACUUUUGCUGAAGCCAUGAGUGAGCCAGGUUUGGCUUUUGUUGCUGCAAAGUUUGAUGGCAUUCUUGGCAUGGCCUAUGAUAGGAUUGCUGUUGAUGGAGUCACACCUGUUUUCUACAACAUGGUCAAUCAGAAUGUUGUGCCCGCUCCAGUUUUCAGCUUUUAUCUAAACAGGGAUCCUGCUGCUGCUGAAGGCGGAGAACUGAUUCUAGGUGGCUCUGAUCCAGCUUACUAUACAGGCGAUUUCACAUAUGUGCCUGUUGAUCGACAGGGUUACUGGCAGUUUAAGAUGGAGGGGCUUCAGAUGAAUGGAACAACAGUACCAUUCUGUGAUGGUGGUUGUGAGGCAAUUGCUGAUACUGGUACUUCCCUUAUUGCUGCUCCUUCCGAAGAGGCUCGUCUUAUUAACAAGAAGAUUGGUGCUAAGCCAAUUAUGGGUGGAGAAUGGUCAGUGGACUGCAACUUGAUUCCUCACCUGCCAACCAUCUCGUUUGUUCUUGCUGGGAAGCCAUUUACCCUGGAAGGAAAGGACUACAUUCUCAGGGUUAGUCAGUUUGGACAAACUACAUGCCUCUCUGGCUUCAUUGGCCUGGAUGUUCCUCCACCAAUGGGACCCAUUUGGAUUCUGGGAGACAUUUUCAUUGGUCGCUUCUACACAGAGUUUGACAUGGGCAACAAUCGUGUAGGUUUUGCAGAGAGCAAGUAAAAGAAAAAGGUUUUAAUGUCGAUGGAUGAAGUUGAAAUAAAUGCCAUAAUGGUAUAUGUUGCGGCAUUUAAAAGAAGAUACUUCUGAUUUAGUACAGAAAGAUAUAUUAGUUGAUUAAGAGUACAUCACUGUUAAUGAUAAUAGAAGGUUCAAACUUCUGUGAAGCGUAGUAGAGAAUUUUUUUCAGAUUUAUAUGAAAUGCAGUAUUUACAGUAAUGGCAAUUCUAGCUGUUCUUUUUUCAUGGGAGCCCCACAAUGUUACUGGUAAUUCUUAUUUUAAUAGGCUUGAUAUAAAACCUUAUGCUUGAAGAUGUGAAGACUUUUUCCAGGAAAAGAAAUGAUUUUCCUUUCUAAGUAAAGAGUGUGGUGAAUGGUUUCUUUUUCUUUGUUACAGUAAUAUUUAUACAAAUAAUCUGACCAAGGACCAUAUAUAGAAAUAAGUGUACAUCGUAAAAACUACUGUGAUAUGUACUGUAUUCAAUUUAUGAUGCAUGGGUAGUGUAAUGCUAACCUUUAAUGUUUCUUUUGCCCAGUAUUGAGGAAAUUUCAUUUUGUAUUAUAAUAUAUUUGUGCAAUCCAUGUAUAAUUGUUGGAAACCCACUGUUAGUGACAUUAGUGCCUGAACAUUACUAUUAAUAAUAAAGGUAAAUAUACAUAUAAUAACAUUUCAUUAAAGCAGAAGUCCUUAUGUGGAAUACCUUGGUGAAAGAAUUGGAUAUGUUUAAGGAAAAUGUUCUGUAAUGAGAUGGUUAAUUUCACUUAAAGAAUGUAAAAAAACAGCAAGGCAAUAACUGCAAUAAGUGUAUUAGAAUGUGAAUAUUUUGAGUAGUGAAGUUCACUUGCAGUGAAAUGCUCAGUAUCUCUGAUAAUCAUGUGUUAAUUUUUUGUCGAGUCCAACCACACAUAUUUCCUUGAAAGUUUGAAUUGACUUUGUUGAACAAAGCUUUACUGUGAUUGUUUAUUUGAAUAUUAAAUCUACCCAACAAUA